AUGGCGAGCCCAAACUACCUCAAGAAUGUCGCCAUUGUCGGUGCUGGCGGGAACAGUGGCUCCUUCAUGACAGCUGAGCUUCUCAAGACGGGCAAGCACAUCGUAACUGCCCUCACCCGAGCGGAUAGUAAGGCCAAGCUUCCAGAGGGAGUCACAGCCAAGACGAUCGACUACGAGAAGGCCGAGACCAUCGUGAAGGCGCUGCAGGGCCAAGAUGUGCUGGUCAUCACCAUGUCGGUCGUCGCUCCCAAGGACCAACAGGCCAAGCUGGUGAAUGCGGCCAUUGCAGCUGGCGUCGAGUGGGUAAUUCCCAACCAUUGGGCGCCAGACACCACAGACGAAGGCCUUGCACGGGAUGUCGUCAACUUUGGAGGUCUGAGCGAGUUCCAGAAGUGGAUCGAGGAUCAGGGCAAGAUCAAGCACAUUAGUCUCUCCACCGGCUUCUGGUAUGAAUGGAGCUUGGCGAUUCCGCCUAGCUAUGGCUUCGAUCUUGCCAAGCGAAAGGUGACUUACUUCGACCAAGGCCAGACCAAGAUCUCCACGUCCACGUGGCCACAGGUCGGACGAGCCGUGGCUGCCCUGCUUAGCCUUCCGAUCAAGGCAGAGGGCUCUGACAAGGGCCUCGAGGACUUCCAGAACAAGCUCGUGUACAUCAGCUCGUUCACGGUCAGCCAGCAAGAGAUGUUCGAAUCCAUCCUUCGCGUGACCGGGAGCAAGGAGGAAGACUGGACCGUGAGCGAGGAGCCGGCUGUGGAGCGAUACGAGGAGGCCGUCAAGGCGAUGAAGGCGAAAGGGCCCGAGAGAUAUGCAGCAUUCGUCCGUAUGAUGUACACACGUGUCUUCUAUCCGGAUGGAAAUGGGGACUUGGAGGCCAGGAGAGGCACUCUGAACAGCCUCCUCGGCCUGCCGGAGGAGGACAUGGAUGAGGCGACGAGGCGGGCGAUUGAGAGGGCCGAGUCAGGCAAUUCAGGAUAUGGCGGACAGUGA
Molecule: messenger RNA, 987 nt
Organism: Lecanosticta acicola
Lineage: Eukaryota; Fungi; Ascomycota; Dothideomycetes; Mycosphaerellales; Mycosphaerellaceae
Source: the annotation of a GenBank genome assembly